Messenger RNA from Rhineura floridana, 4056 nucleotides. It is a transcript of the gene IL10RA, whose product is annotated as interleukin 10 receptor subunit alpha. The coding region runs from base 253 to 1956 and encodes 567 amino acids. Lineage: Eukaryota; Metazoa; Chordata; Lepidosauria; Squamata; Rhineuridae. Gene Ontology annotation, molecular function: protein binding. The record is from RefSeq and is a predicted model, not a curated record. The transcript is spliced from 7 exons.
GGGGGGCAGGCGGAGCUGCCACUGGUGGGCUUCUUGUUCUGCCCGGGCUGCUCUCGCCCCAACCCAGACGGGCUCGCGCGCCUCCUCCGGGGACGCGCCGGGCUGCCCAGAGAGGUGCGGACAUUCCCCAACGAGGGCGACGGCGGCGGGGAUUGCCCCGAGGGGAAGGACAGAGCCGAGCAGCGCUUCCCUCCCGCGGCCUCCCAGAGCUCGCUCAGUUGCUCCCCAGCGGCCGGCCGGACCGACGAGGCCAUGCUCCAGGCCGUGCUCCUGCUCUUCCUCCUGCGCUGCUGCCCUCCGGGACACGGAGGGAGAAUCCCUGCCCCGCCCGAGCGCGUGAGGUUCGUCGCGGAGACCUUCCGACACUGGCUGCACUGGGAGCCGCCGGGCGCUGGGAAUAGCGCCCCCGGGCUCCUCUAUGACGUCCAAUACAAGAGUUACGGCCAGGGCGGCUGGUGGCCAACGCUGAACUGCACCCGCAUCGCGACCCUCUCCUGUGACCUCUCCUACGAGACGCGAGAGCCCUUCGGGGAGUACCUCGCCAGAGUGCGAGCGGUGGCCGAGAACCGCGCCUCCAACUGGACCCGGACGCCCCGCUUCAGCCCCAAGUCAGCAACGUUGAGAUUGUCUGGCAUGAACCUUUCUCUUUCUGACAAUAUUAUCCACGUUAAGAUCCAACCCCCCACUAGCAGGUGGACAAAUGUCAUCUACGAGGACCUCUAUCCAUCGUGGAGAGAGUACUAUGCCCACAUCCGGAGGGUGUCUGACAAUCUCCAGUUUGUGCACAUCGAGACCAGCCUGGAGUUUGACCUCCCAUUGCUGUUGUGGGGUGAGCGCUACUGUGUCAGAGUGAAGCCACAGGUGACCUCCCUAACAAAUCCUGGCAAGUGGACGGAGGAGCAGUGCAUCUUGAUACCCCCCAAGGAAGACAGUGUAAGUUCCGUCCUCAUCCCCAGCUUGGCCCUCCUGACUGUGGUGGUGCUCUGUGCCCUGGGGCUGGGUGUGGCCUGCGCCUAUGUGAGGAAGCCCCAAAGGAUUCCCUUCUUACUGAAAUCUCCCCUGAAGCACAGCCCCCACCGGGUGCCAAAUGAGAGGACUCCUCUCGGGGUGGAAGAUUUUGUGUUGUGCUUGGAGGCUGAUCCCAUCCAGCAGCUCUCCUUCGUGGGCCUGAAGGACCACAUCCACCCUGACAGCACAACCCAUGGCACUGGGACAGCAACACCACCUCUGGAGAGUUGCUGCUGGUUGCCGAUGCGGCUGGCAAAGGGGGCAGGGCUCGGGGACCCGAUGGACAGCAGUGGCUGCAGCACAGACAGCGGCAUCUGCCUGCAUGACCCCUCUGGCAGCCUGGAGUCAUGCAGGCUGUUGUUUGGAAGCAGUGAGGAGGGAGGCAGCCAGGAAGAUGUUGGUGGCCUCGGCCUGGAGGAGCAGCUGUGGCAAGUGGCUCCCUCCUCCUCCAGCGGGACAGAGCAGGAGGCUCCAGGUGCUGAGGACCCGCCCAAGGCACAGUUCUCUGGGUACCAAAAACAGUCAGUGGGACCUCCAGAGGUUGUGGGCUGCCCUCGAACUCCCCCCGGCACAGAGGAAAUGACCCCUUCUGAGCCUGGCUUGGCUACCGGGUAUCUGAAACAGGCCUCCAUCAGGACCCCCCCUGGUCUUGUGAGGGGUGUGAUUCUUGCCAAGGACUUUCUGGAUGGAAUGGAGCAGCAGAACACUCACUUCCCAAGCAGCACUUCGCCGGAUGUCCUUGAGCCACUGAAAUUGCUCCCCAAAUUCCCCAAGACCCUCAUGACAUUGAGCUUCUUUGAGCAAGAGGAGGCAUGCCUCCCUCCCCAUACCUCCCCCUUCUUGCACUCCAGCAUGCAGCUGAGCCCAGAUGCCCCAACCCUCCCACAGUGCUGGGUGCAGGGACUGCCCCCCAAUAAGCUGAGUCAAUGGGAGAUAGUCCAGCUCUAGAGGAGCCAUGCAGAGUGUGGGGCCUGCAGGGUGGAAGAAGGCGCAUAACCCAGGAAAACUCUCCUUGUUCCUUGGCUUGCCCUGUUAAGCUCCCUUUGCUACUGGAUGGGCAGAGUUUUAGUUCCCACACACCUACACCCACCCACACCCUAGGACCCAAAAAUCCACACUGUGGGAUAAGAUGCAUAAAUUUAAACCAGCAUGUUUUAUUCUAGUCAAUAGACAGAUGGGGGUGGGGGCUGAUACCAAAUGCUUCUGAGAAGCGCUGGGAUGUGAACGUGAGAAGGAAGGUCAGCGCAGUCUAUAGAAGCUAAAGGAAGAGAGCUGUAGGCUGAGGGAAGGGAGGGCAUAUGUGCCUGUCAUGGGGACUCUCGCUGACACAUUACUAGGGUUCUCUCAGCAACAUUGAGGGCUGGUAGCUUGUUGUUCAGGCAAUGCCCACAGUAUCUUUGGGAUGCAUUCCAGGUUCUCUCUCCUUAGAGUGGCAGCCACCAGAUUCCUGGGUGGGGGGCUGGGCAGACAUUGCGACUCCUGCUUAACUUUGGAGACAGAAAUGCCCUUCUCUGCCUGCAGGUGAUCCCAUUGUAAGCAAUAGCCAUGGGCGCAGCAGACCGGCCUGCAACUUUCCUAAGUGGAGGCCCUUCUGCUGGUCCUGAACAACUUCUGCCCUGAACCCCUGCUGACCCCUCACCCACCCCCUACAGCAGCAGCGCUCAUGAGAGCCCAGUUCCAGCCUCUGAUGUCAGCCAGAGGUGCUCAGCAACAAAGGAAUGGGGAGACGCUGCGGGAUAAGCCCUUGGCGCGCUCGGACCAUUCCGGUUGAUGAUUCACAAGAGGGGCUAGCCUCUGCCUCAGAUCCUGUACCCUUUGCAAGGAUUGCAACCCCAGAGACCAGCAACAGGACACAGGAGGCUCUGCCUUUGCCACUGUUGGGAGGGGGGUGAAGAAAUCUGUUUCUUUAGCUGGGUCCUGUCCCACAGCAGCUAAUGGGAACUGGCUUCACCACAUAACCACCACUCCACCCCUCAGGCCUUGCCUUUUUCAGUAUUCCUCUGCCUUGCCAGUCCCACAUUUCCUUAAGAAGGGCAUUCAGUGGGUGUCUUUUAGGAUUAUGAUGAUUACAGAGAGGUAUCCAAAUGUUUGAAAUGUUUUGUACAAGCUAACUUAAUUUAUUUAUUUUGUAAAGCUACUUGGAGCAUACAAGUUUUUAAUCAGUAUAUUUUUUAAAAAAAAUAAAACCACUUUGGGGUAAAAGCCUCCAUGAAGCACAUGGAUGACCAAGGUGUGGGAGCUGCAUCCGUACAGCCUCCUUGUCCUCUCCCAUACAGUCUGCUGCACAGCCUCCCACCUGGCAUGGAGUCAGGCCAGCUGGGCAGCCAAAGGGAACCGACUGCACAGGCAUCAGCUGUUUCUAUCAGGGGUAGAGGCUCCCAGUCUGGAUGGCCCUCUUACGCUGUGCACUCUACAGAUCCCAAAGCUGGGAGUUCUUCUGCCACUGGUGUCAAAGGGGCAUGGACUGCAACCACACUGCUGUCUUGGGUAGCUAAUGGCUCCCUCCCAUCUGCCCACUUGGAAGAAGGGCAGAGGGCUGGUCUGCACACACAUCAGUACGAGAAGAGUUGACUGCAUGUAUUGUGCCACUUCAGACUGCAGCUGCAGGAAACCACUUCUGAAUGCUUGUUCUGUAUUUUUACCAAAACCCUGAAAACAGCAAACUAGCACCCCAGGGAGGAACGAUCUGUCCCAGCGGCACUGGUUUUCUGUUGACAGGAAGCUUUGAAGCUUAGGGGAACAUUCAAAACUAAACACACCCCUCCACUCUCUGGCAUGGCGCAGCCCAGCCCACCACUGGCCCCCUGCUGCUGCUGCUGCUGCUGCUGCUGCUGCUGCUGCUGCUGCUGCACCUGAAGACUCACGCACGAGCUGAAUCAACAAGGACUAAGGGCUUGUUUCGAUGGAAGCUCAUGAAACACUUCACUGGCAUUGAUCAGGUGCCACUGCGGGGUUUUGUUUUGCAGCUGACUCAAAACUUAACCACCCCAAAUAAUGGGAUACAGGUUUAUUUGGUGGGUAAGACAAUUAACAAUAAUUACAGAUAAC